This is a messenger RNA of Corythoichthys intestinalis (scribbled pipefish), 1003 nucleotides long. RefSeq lists its product as uncharacterized. Gene Ontology annotation, biological process: DNA integration. The record is from RefSeq and is a predicted model, not a curated record. NCBI's taxonomy places the organism in Eukaryota, Metazoa, Chordata, Actinopteri, Syngnathiformes, Syngnathidae. Bases 68 to 1003 code for a protein of 311 amino acids. Gene Ontology annotation, molecular function: nucleic acid binding. The transcript has a single exon.
ACAUGCACCAAUUUCAGCGUCGCAAGUAAAACGUGCAACUCGGAACGACCCCGACCUGUCAGUCGUCAUGGACAUGGUAAUUAAAGGACAAACCAAGUGUGAGAACACCGCUCGCAAACCUUUUUUGGAUAGGAGGUGGGAACUUUCUGUUCAAUCGGGUUGUUUGCUGUGGGGGAGGAGAGUGAUUGUGCCACAGUCAUUGCGUGCUAAAAUGCUUGCGCAACUGCAUGCAGGUCACAGUGGUAUUGUUAAAAUGAAAGAAAUGGCAAGAAGUUAUUUUUGGUGGCCAGGAUUAGAUAAACAGAUCGAAGGAACGGUAAAAAGUUGUUCAUCUUGCCAGAAGAUUCGCAACAAUCCACCUGCAGCCCCACUUCAUCCUUGGGAUUUUCCUCAGGACCCUUGGCACCGCAUUCAUAUUGACUUUGCGGGGCCUUUUGGAAAUCGAAUGUUUCUGGUUGCUAUCGAUGCCCAUAGUAAGUGGCCAGAGGUAGCUAUCAUGAAAUCAACCACAUCGGAAAAGGCAAUUGAGAAGUUAGGGGAGAUGUUUAGUCGUUUCGGAGCCCCUGCACAACUCGUCUCAGACAAUGGCCCCCAAUUUUUGUCAAAAGAAAUGGUUGAAUUCCUGCAAGCCCAUGGUGUUCAACACAUUAAGUCGGCUCCCUAUCACCCAGCAACCAACGGCCUGGCAGAGUGGUUUGUGCAGACCCUCAAACAUGCUCUCAAAGCAUCACAAGGGCAAAGUACACUCCAUCAGAGACUACACGAAUUUCUCCUCAAAUACCGAACAUCUGUGCAUGCAACUACCAAAGUAUCGCCAGCGAGCCUCAUGUUUUCUCGAGAGAUACGAACUGGCAUGGAUCUUCUGAAACCACCAACCCUGAGUGAGAUUGUUCAAAUGGAUCAACGGAAGCAAGUCAAGUACAGAGACCUGCAUUCCAAGAACCGAGUUUUUGUACCUGGUGACUCUGUUAUGGCCCGGAGUUACCAGAGUGAGGAAAAGUAG